AUGAGUCCCUUCAGCAAGAGAUACCCCGCAGGUAGUUACUGCUACGACCUCCAGAAAAAUGUAGAAGAGCUGGAAAUGGAGAUCAAAAUUAUUAAUAGGAGGUCUUUCGCCGCAGAUCCUAAGACUACGCCUGAGACGAUCCUACCCGGCAUGAUUGAUUACCACCUUGGAGGUAGCAGGCUCCUCACUGAUUCGGCCGGUGCGCACACAGCGUAUAUUGGCCCAGGAAGCUCUGCGAGAAUGAUGCAACACCUACUGAAGGGCAUCGUGGAAUGGCAUUUUACUCAUAAAGGACCUGAGUUUGAGACGACUGUCACGCCCUUGUUUAACCCCUCGCCUUCAAUUGAUGACCAUGGCCCACGCCAGAACUUUCCGGUGACCUUGGAUCACAGAAAGAUAGAACUGGCAACCACAGUGACUCCCUCGAUGCAGAGAGCCAUGGUUGAGCAUUACUUGAAAGUCAUUCAACCAGAGUAUCCACUGCUCUCACCCGACCAGGAGGCAAGCCUUUUGGAGAAGGAAAAUCCGUUGCGGUGGAGCACGACAAAUGCAGCACACGCAGACGGUGUGGCUUUGACAGCUAUCUUUGCAAUAUCAGCUGCACUGAUAUCAAGGGAUAUUGACCCAAUGCUGUCGACCAUAUCCACUACAUACAGAGAAUCUCUGAGGGCUGUUUCGCAGCAAGGUAGCACGCAAGCCAAUAUCCAGACUCUUAGUAGAAGCAUCAUAACAGCGUGUUUCUCAGUUAUUUGCGAAAUAAUAGGUCCUACUUCCAAUGGGGCGACAUGGGGCCUUCUGGGGCGGGCACUGGCAAGCAUGGUAGAGCUUCGGGCAGAGUAUCGAGCGCAGUCCCAAGGCUUGGAUGCUGAUUUCCACCGCCUAGAAUAUUCCUUGCUAAAACUAGAGGGGUCUAUAUCCAUUCACUUUAGGCGGCCAUCGAGAUAUUGUGCAAUGAGGUCGAGUGUAAAUGUCCUGGAUUCAUCAAUCUCGCGUGGCCAAGUAGACCCCUCAGUCCUCUACACCAACAUUCGUAACAUCACCGAAAGCUUCUGCACUACACCUCUCCCACAGCAAGAACACUUCGAAUCUCUGAUUCCUUCUGAUCUUCGUGCCUCUAUAAGCCAAGCUGGCGCAGAUAUUACUUUACCUGCUGCAGUAAUUUAUCUAACCCUGCAUCCGCUUUUCACGUCCAAAGGCACUGAGAUAUUCUCUGAUUAUCCAUUACCAACUACCGCUAUUAACUUGCUUCACACGAUAGGCAGAUCGGCUCGCAAAAUAAUUGAUGAAUACUUCCAGUCCUCGAAAGUGAACAAGAUCAUCAGCAUCUGGAUGGCGGCUGAACGCGUUCUCGAAGCUGGUGCUGUAUGGGCCACAUAUCUCAUCAUAAUGAAACGGAAGCAAAGCUCAACUGGUGGUCUGUCGAACAUCGGAAUGAAUCAUGUCAUGAGAACGCUCACUAGGUGUUCAACCCUUCUAGUAAGCUUUGCGGAACGGUGGAAGGAGGGAUUGGUAUAUGUGGAAAUCUGGGAGAUAUUUUUAAGCUUAUUAUGGGGCGUGUUGGAAUAA
Venustampulla echinocandica is the source of this 1566-nucleotide messenger RNA. RefSeq lists its product as uncharacterized. Bases 1 to 1566 code for a protein of 521 amino acids. The record is from RefSeq and is a predicted model, not a curated record. The transcript has 3 exons. NCBI's taxonomy places the organism in Eukaryota, Fungi, Ascomycota, Leotiomycetes, Helotiales, Pleuroascaceae.